AUGGGCCCCUGUACCGCCUCCUCAUGCUGCUGCCAGGCCCGUAAUCUGCCAUGGGCCCCCGUACCGACUCCUCAUGCUGCUGCCAGGCCCGUAAUCUGUCAUGGGCCCCUGUACCGCCUCCUCAUGCUGCUGCCAGGUCCAGAGUGUGUCAUGGGUCCCUGUAUGGCUUCCCAUUGCUGCUGCCAGGCCCGUAAUCUGCCAUGGGCCCCCGUACCGACUCCUCAUGCUGCUGCCAGGCCCGUAAUCUGUCAUGGGCCCCUGUACCGCCUCCUCAUGCUGCUGCCAGGUCCAGAGUGUGUCAUGGGUCCCUGUACGGCCUCCCAUUGCUGCUGCCAGGCCCGUAAUCUGCCAUGGGCCCCCGUACCGACUCCUCAUGCUGCUGCC
This is a messenger RNA of Staurois parvus, 384 nucleotides long. Lineage: Eukaryota; Metazoa; Chordata; Amphibia; Anura; Ranidae. The record is from the annotation of a GenBank genome assembly.